AUGAGCACGUCACUCCCUUUCAGAGGGAGUCAUGUUCCGUCCUCCUUCAACACAGGGUCCAAUCCAAGUCUGGGGACAGGAUCAAUUGGCGCUGCUUCGAGCGCAGGCGCAAGUCAAGACCGGCUCAUAGUAGGCGCCGAUCACGAAAGAAUCAUCAUAGCCGUCGACUUCGGAACUACCUACUCGGGGGUUGCAGCUGUCUAUUCAGCGACCCCGGAUGAUAUCGACAUUAUCAAGACAUGGCCGGGUGGCAACGGAAUCACCUCCGACAAGGUCCCUACCGAGAUAGGCUACUCCGAAGCACCGCCGUUGAACGACUCAACGUCCUCCCUUGAGGCUUCCUCGAAACCGGCCGCUCACGUCAAGUGGGGUUUCCAAUUCAAACCCGAGGAAACACGUCUGCGAUGUAUAAAGUUGUUCCUCGACCGCAAUCAGAAGCUCCCACACUUCGUAUCGCCGCUCGAAACCGCUGCGCAACUCCGCAAAUAUGACAAGACGGUCAACGAGGCCGUGACAGACUAUUUGUCCCAGAUCUACAAACACACUAUGGAGACCCUGACCAAGAGAUAUGGGGAGACAUUCAUGAGACUGACAAAGGUGCAGUUUGUCUUGACUGUGCCGGCCGUGUGGUCAGACUCUGCGAAGGAUGCGACGCUGAAGGCUGCUGGGAAGGCUGGCAUGGGGCACGAUCUGAAGAUUAUCUCCGAGCCCGAAGCCGCCGCUGUGUACACACUCAAAGCCAUUCAGCCAAACCAUCUCAAAGUUGGAGAUAACUUCGUUGUAUGCGAUGCUGGCGGCGGGACUGUUGAUCUUAUUGCAUAUAAAAUCACACAAUUAAGCCCGCUUCGAGUAGAGGAGAGCGCUGUUGGCACAGGAAACCUGUGCGGCUCAGCGUUUCUCAACUAUCGCUUUGAAGACCAUGUCAAGCAGCGCAUAGGCGCUGAACGCUACAAUUGGAUGCGCGAAAAGAAAGCGAAGACAUGGAAUAUGGGAUUGAAGUACUUCGAGGAGUUCGUCAAGCGCAACUUCAACGAAGACGAGGAUACCGAGGUCAACGUUCCAUUCCCCGGUCUGCCUGAUGAUGAAGAGGCUGGGCUCGAUUCUGGGUUCCUGGUCAUGAGCAGCGAGCAAGUCAAGAGUAUCUUCGAGCCUGUUGUACACGAGGUCAUCGAUUUGGUUGAAGGUCAAGUGGAUACGAUAAGACAAAAUGGUGGCCUUGUCUGUGGGAUUGUCCUCGUAGGAGGGUUUGGCCAAAGCAAUUACUUAUAUGCUCGUAUGAAGUCACAUUUCAACAGCGCGCCACCUCCACCCUACUCAGAACGACCGACCCACGCGAUCGGCAUGGCCUCUACGCAGUCUGUGGAGAUCUACCAUCCCAUACAUGCCUGGACGGCAGUCGUAAGAGGGGCAGUGCUUCGAGGUUUGGAGGGCAGUAUGGUUGUCAGCCGAAGAAGUCGAUGGCACUACGGCACGAGUUAUGCCACUGUGUUUGACGAAGCAAAACAUCCAAUAUCCGACAGGUACUGGAGCCCUCUUUGGGAGCGGUGGAUGGUCAGCGAUCGAAUGCAGUGGCACAUUGCAAAAGGCGCUCAAGUCUCCGAAGCACAACCUAUCUCGUUCCACUACACACGCAACUUCCGUCCCGGUCAGUCGCUCAUUGUUGAGGACGAUCUGAUUGCUUGCGAUAUGGAUGUCGCACCAGAGUCCUUCCGAAAAGGCCUCAUCAACGUAUGCACGCUCACCACAGAUCUGAAUAUUGUACCGAAGAGUCUUUUCACGCGCUUGACAACCACCAAAGGUGUUGAAUUUGAUAACCUGGAUUUCACGCUCGACAUGCGGAUAGAAAGCGCAGGCCUAGUCUUUGAGCUCAAGGUCGAUGGUGUCAGAUACGGAGGCGUAGAAGCGAAGUUCCAUUGA
Messenger RNA from Boeremia exigua, 1917 nucleotides. RefSeq lists its product as uncharacterized. The coding region runs from base 1 to 1917 and encodes 638 amino acids. The transcript has 3 exons. Lineage: Eukaryota; Fungi; Ascomycota; Dothideomycetes; Pleosporales; Didymellaceae. The record is from RefSeq and is a predicted model, not a curated record. Gene Ontology annotation, molecular function: ATP binding; ATP-dependent protein folding chaperone.